Messenger RNA from Melopsittacus undulatus (budgerigar), 831 nucleotides. It is a transcript of the gene MFAP4, whose product is annotated as microfibril associated protein 4. NCBI's taxonomy places the organism in Eukaryota, Metazoa, Chordata, Aves, Psittaciformes, Psittaculidae. The coding region runs from base 1 to 831 and encodes 276 amino acids. Gene Ontology annotation, biological process: elastic fiber assembly. The record is from RefSeq and is a predicted model, not a curated record. The transcript is spliced from 5 exons.
AUGGACAGCCCGGGCUCGGCCUCCUUCCCCUAUAAAGGGGCGGGCCCAAGGCUCCUGCCCCCUAUAGGGGCCCCCAUUGUUCCCAGCGCCCCUAUAGGGGCCUCUUCCCGUCCCAUCCAGAGCAGCUCCGGCCGCCAUGGAGCCCCGCCCCCCGCGUGCCCGCCGCCCCCCCCCCGGGACUGCCAGGACGUGCACGCGCGGGGGGCGCGCGCCGACGGCGUCCACCUGAUCUACCCGGCGGGGGGAGGGGCCGCGCCCGUGCCCGUCUACUGUGACAUGCGCACUGAGGGGCACGUCUGGACGGUGUUCCAGAAACGCUUCAAUGGCUCCGUCAGCUUCUUCCGGGGAUGGGACGACUACAAGAGAGGAUUCGGGAGAGCAGAUGGAGAGUACUGGCUGGGGCUGCAGAGCCUGCACCUGCUGACCCUCCAGGGCCGCUAUGAGCUGCGUGUGGAGCUCGAGGACUUCCAGAACAACUCAGCAGCCGCCACCUAUGGAUCCUUUGCGUUGGCUCCUGGAGCUGUGAGCGCUGAGGAGGACGGAUACAGUCUGCACGUGCAGGACUUCCGCGACGGAGGCGCAGGUGACUCCCUGAGCUACCACCACGGCCAGAAGUUCUCCACCUUCGACCGGGACCAGGACCUGUUUGCCCAGAGCUGCGCGUCUCUAUCAUCUGGGGCCUGGUGGUUCCGGAGCUGUCACCUGUCCAACCUCAACGGCUUCUACCUGGGGGGAGCUCAUCUGUCCUAUGGCAACGGCCUCAACUGGGCGCGCUGGAAGGGAUUCCACUACUCGCUCCGGCGCAGCGAGAUGAAGAUCCGGCGCCUGUGA